UUCCACAGCAACAGACAACACAGCUGGACUCUGCAUUAAUCGCCUCCAUUAGUUUUGUUGCCAAUUAGUAAAUAGGGUUAACUUUAUGUAUUUUUAACGAUAUUUAACCAAGACUCCUGUGCUUAUCGUAUCUUGAAUUAACAAAAGGGACGGUUAGUUUCCCCUCUGCCACUUUAAUAGAGUUUUCACUUGCGAACAAGAGAGCGUUAACAUUAGCUAGAAACUUUGCGAACUGACGCGAAUGACGACGAAUGCGGCUUUACAACGAUAACUUUUGUUUCAAAAGCGUGUGAUAAUAGACAAAUUCUGUUAUUAGUGAGUGAAUAGUGUUUGGUAUUUGUAUUGGGAGACGUACCUUUCUACCAACUCUGACUGUCUUGGGUUGGUAAUGUCGGCCGGCGGCGUCCCAGGAGGUGUUCUCCAGCAAGUCAACCAGCUGUGGUCCAUGUUGGACGACCUUUGCCAGAGCGACCCAGAAGCUUACCGAAAUUUUGUGGAGAAACAGGUGAUAUCCGGGAUGGAAUACAACGCUCCACCUCAACUCGAUUCGUGUAUACGCAUCGACAUUUUGGAACCACACGGGGACUUGAUGUACAUUAACAUAUGCAGCUGGAAGCGUGUACCAACAUCCCAGGAUCCCAGCAAGCCAUUACCAGUGUAUGCUGGAAGCCUGGAAGCACACACAGAUGAAGGUGCCUACACUGUGCUGGACAUCGCAUUUAAUCCCGAGGUGCUGCAGGAUUGUAAGAAAGACCAGGCCGGGAUGGACCAGAUCUAUAUGUUGGCUCUGAGCUUUGCACAGCAGCAGCAUGGGCUCAAAUUGUCUCAGCAGUAUCAUGUUGUUAGCUAUUGCCCCAAAAACGGCCCGGAGGACUUGCGCCGCCGCCUCGGCUUCCAGCAGCAGCGACCGACCGCGGACAAACAGUCUGAUGCGGCCAUUCAGAGCCCGGAUUCCCUCCUGCAGCAGAUCAACUCUCUGAGGCUAGCCAAAGACGACACGGGGCCGCCGGUUGAUAUCGUCUCUCGGCCCGCCGUUCGCAAGAAGGGCUUGAUCGAGGUAAUCUCCUCCACCACGUACCAGCGGCCCGAGAAACCCGAGUAUCGACUGGAGGUGAAGGCCAGCGCUGAGGGAUUUCCACGCAAGAUGGAGCUGACGGUGGAGCUGCCCAAGAUUAGCUCCAUGUCGGAGUGGCAGCUCAAAAUGUCCAAGGAUGAUGUCUUGCUCGAGGUGGAGGACAUCUACUACUUACUUCUGGACUUCCCAAAAUUCGUAAACGAAAACAGCGCCAUCGCCGUCUUUAACAAGCGCAGUCGAAGGCUUACCGUAACAGCGGAUAUUUUGUGACAUUCUCAGACUGGCAAAGAUUAGCGUAAAGUCAAGAUAAAAAUCCAGAAAUUUCUGACUGAAAAUGAAAUUAAUAAAUGGAGCAAAAGACAGACAGGUUUCUGCAACUUAAAAUGUUAUUCUGUCCCUGUGAGGGCUGAGUCACUGCUGCAAACACGCCUCUCUAUUAAGCAAUUAGCGGGCUUUGUUUGCUAAUGGAGCGUAGGUGUAAUGGCUGCGAGCCGCCGCUACCGGGACCCGCCAUUACCGUCCAUCUCCGGAAUAAUUGACAGCAAAAUGAUGCAUGCGAUAAUGAAUGUUUAUUAAAACAUCGUUU
Syngnathus typhle (broad-nosed pipefish) is the source of this 1661-nucleotide messenger RNA. It is a transcript of the gene pih1d2, whose product is annotated as PIH1 domain containing 2. The record is from RefSeq and is a predicted model, not a curated record. Gene Ontology annotation, cellular component: R2TP complex; ribonucleoprotein complex; cytoplasm. The coding region runs from base 389 to 1345 and encodes 318 amino acids. Lineage: Eukaryota; Metazoa; Chordata; Actinopteri; Syngnathiformes; Syngnathidae. The transcript is spliced from 5 exons. Gene Ontology annotation, biological process: box C/D snoRNP assembly; rRNA processing.